This is a messenger RNA of Malurus melanocephalus (red-backed fairy wren), 7209 nucleotides long. RefSeq names its product RNA polymerase II associated protein 1 (gene RPAP1). Gene Ontology annotation, biological process: transcription by RNA polymerase II. The transcript is spliced from 24 exons. NCBI's taxonomy places the organism in Eukaryota, Metazoa, Chordata, Aves, Passeriformes, Maluridae. The record is from RefSeq and is a predicted model, not a curated record. The coding region runs from base 1226 to 5539 and encodes 1437 amino acids. Gene Ontology annotation, cellular component: nucleus.
AAGUAUGRUARUGGUAUAAAGAAAACAGUGGCUUCAGGGCAGUGGCUGUACCUGCACAAUGACCCAAGUUUGUUUUGGUCUGAAAUUGAGGCUGUGAUUUGUUUCCAAGCUUUGUAUUUUCUAAUGCGUUCUGCCUAUCCAUAUGGCAGAUAACUGUGGUUUUAAAAAUCCAUGUCCACUUUCCUUUCCAGUUUCACAAUAUAUCAUGCCUGAAUCCUGCUGGGCUUUUAAAAGUGGAGGAGAUUGAAUAUGUACAAAGUAUUCCAACAUACCGAGGGUGGGAGGGUGCCAAGUCUGCAGUGUUAGUGCUGAUCAGUGAUUGAAAUGAGUGUGAAAUGUAUUUSCAGRCAGUUUAGUUGCUGUCUGUGAGAAACGGAUUGCUGGUCCCAGGCUYUGGGAGGUGGGGAGUAAUAGUCACAAAUAUUUUCCUACCUGGUGAAUGGGAGGUGAAACAGUUGCCUUCCUGGUAAGGUGUCAUGUGCACAGAGGUAAAAGUCAGUUACAUAUUUCACCCUUGUUCUUCAACCCCAAACUGGCCUGGGCAGGAAAUAYAGGUGCUUGCAAAUAGCACGGCUUCUGCUAUUUAGAGGCCAGUGACAGAGGAUGAAAGCAGGAGGUUGACAUCAGGAAGACACUUGGGAGAUUUGAGUGAGGAGAACUGAGUCAAUGAGUGUGUUGUUCAAAUCUGUAUGGAUAGGCUCUUGCAUCCUGCCAGGGGUGUUAAUGCUGGGAUCUGGAGAAGGUGGUGUGCUUGAGGGGAGUUUUAUGUGAUGCUGUGACUCAGAGAUUUUUGGUUGGCAUUGAUAAUUGAACAAGUCAAAUCUGUUUUCUUGGACAAGAUGUCACUCUGACUUUGCAAAUUGAAGGCCGUGUGGUUGGCAUUCUGGCAGUGAUGCAUUUUUUUGGCUGGCUUUUUAGUGGCUGGAGGCCAUUCACCUCCUAGCUGGCUGGUAGACCAUGUGUAGGCCUGUCUGCUAGUCUAUUGUUCAGCCAUGAAGAACAAGGCAAACAAUUCAAGUGGGACUCUGGUUGAAGAAGUUGUGUCUUUGGGUGAUCCUAAAGUAGGGGAUCUGUAGUAUAUACAGAAAUGUAAGUGUGGGACAAAAAUGAAUCAUUUUUCCAUGCUGUCCCCAUCCUGUCUCCAUGAAAUCGACCUCUGUUUUCCUUGUGUUCAGGUUCUGUGUGAAAAGCACAUGUGGUUGGGCUGCAAGAGCAAGAAGACAGAAUGCUGUCAAGACCAAAGCCUGGGGAGUCCGAGGCAGACCUGCUGCGCUUUCAGAACCAGUUCCUGGCAGCCAGAGCUUCACCUGCAGUGCAGAUUGUGAAGAAGGCAGACAAGAGGAAAGGGAAUGAAGGGAGCCCAGAUGCUGAGAGACCCCCACUACAAGACAGCAAAGAUGUAGUCAUGUUGGAUGGUUUUCCUGAUACUCUCCCAACUCUAACUCCAGCUCCUCCAAAAAAGUCCAAGAUCAAAAGUGCUGGUGUYCACUUUGAGGAUGAAGAUCCAGAGGAAAGAUUGGACAGUCAUGAUCGACACAUUACAGCAGUCUUCAGCAAAAUUAUUGAACGAGACACAAGUGCAGCAGCAGUUACCAUGCCGGUGCCCACAGGAGAUCCAUUUCCAAGAACAUUUCACCGCUCUGAGAUAAAAAGUGAGGUGCAGCUGGGAACUGGAAGAAAAAGCAUCUUUGCACAGAAGAUGGCAGCGAAAAAGAUUGCGGAAAGGGCAGCGAUGGCUCCCUCUGCUGCCGAGUGCGUGCAAGUAACAUCAGCUGCUCCGGAUGCCUUGGAUCCUGAGGGAUCCGCGGGAGAGGCACCGACCCCCAGCAGCAGGGGUGAUAAAGAUGGUGACUUUUUGACCUCUCAGCGUCCUUGUCUCAUAACGGGAGAAGGUCUUGGAAGCCAAAAGAGUGAGCAGGAAGCUCAAGCUAUUCACAAAGAGAACUUGGAGAAGCUGCGGUCCAUGUCUGAGGAAGAGAUCCUGCAGGAGCAGGCGAGGCUUCUGRCUCAGCUGGAUCCAAGUUUAGUUGCUUUCUUGAAAUCGCAACGUGRUAACAAUGAAGGCCAGAAAAAGGAAUUAAAAAUGGAACAGAACAAACCGGAGGAGUUUGUGGAAUCUCUGCCUGUGGCUCAGCAUGGUGUAAGAUCAUCUCUUUCCACACAAGMGUCAGCUCUGGAAGAAUCUGUAAGGAAAGAAGAAAAUGUGAAGGUAGAAAUCACAGAUGAUGAUCUGCCUGUGAAGCCCAGGAAGGAGUGGAUUCACAUGGACAAUGUAGAGUUUGAGAAGCUGGAAUGGAUGAAGGAUUUGCCCCCACCUCGCCAGAAAAAAACCAAAAAGGGAAUGCAAGCUCGAUUCAGUUUAAAAGGAGAAUUGAUUCCUGCAGAUGCUGAUUUGCCAACACAUCUAGGCUUGCACCACCAUGGAGAAGAGGCAGAGAGGGCUGGUUAUUCUCUGCAAGAACUCUUUCAUUUGUCUCGCAGCCAAGUUACACAACAGAGGACACUGGCUCUACAGGUCUUAGGUCGUAUUGUUCAAAGGGCUCGGGCUGGAGAGUUUGCCUCCUCACUGAAGGGCAGCGUUCUGCGUCUGCUGCUUGACGCUGGCUUUCUGUUCUUGCUGCGCUUCUCCCUGGAUGAUGCUGUGGAUAAUGUCAUGGCAGCAUCUGUUGGUGCUCUCCGGGCUCUGCUGGUGUCACUUGAUGAUGAGAAAUAUCUUGAUUGGACUUUCUCAUGGUACCAAGGGAUGGCUGCAUUUCCCUUUGUCCCUAACAAUGAGGAGGAAGAAGAGGAGGAAGAGGAAGAGUUAAAUGGAACAGAAAAAUCUCAAGAUAAAAAAUUAAAGGAUGAAAACAAGCCAGACCCAGAUGUGGCCCGAUAUGAUGUUGUAAAGGGACUUUUGAAGACACGGAUCCAGCACCGGCUGAGGUACAUCCUGGAGGUGGUGCGACCUGUUCCAACAGUAGUCCUGGAUAUACUGCACAUCCUCACCCACAUAGCAAGGCACUCCWCUGAAGCAUGCAGCCAGCUGCUUGACUGUCCUCGAUUGAUUGAGACCAUUGUCAGGGAGUUUCUCCCUACUCGGUGGGAUCCCAAAGUGGCUGAACCAGGGAUUUUACUUACCAGUCUCCACGGAGUUGCUUGCUCCAGUGCUAUGAAGUUCAUCAGGGUGUUGGCAUCUGGAGGCCGAAAUGCAACAGCCAGGCUGCUGAACAAGUUUGAAAUGAAGAGUCGGUUAAGUCGCUUUAUUGCUGAAGACCCACUGGAUCUGCUUCUGCCAAGAGAAGAAUCGGUCAGGCUGAGCACYGAAGCCUUCCGGCUGUGGGCUGUGGCUGCUGGCUACGGGCAGGCCUGUGACCUCUACAGUGAUCUCUACCCUGUGCUGGUGAGGAUUUUGCAGUCCCUGCCCGAGUUGCUGAGCGCUUGCACUGGAAAGAGCCCUGUGGUUGAGUUGUCUGUGCAGCGAGCUGCAGCAGUGGUUACUCUGUUGACACAUGUGACACAAACAGCAGGCUACACGGCAGAGCUGCAGGCCAAGUUGAGCAGCAAUAGCUCAGAAGAUAGUGAACAGAUUCCACCUCCUCCAGUAGCAUGGAAUCAAGUGUCAGGCUUACAGCCCUUCCUUGAGACAAGUCUGAAAAAAAUCCUUCAGGAGAUAUCCCAGGCAGAAACUUGGCAAACUCUGCAGCCUCUGACCACAACUUGUCUGAUCUUCCUGGGAGUUUAUUAUAGUGCUUACAGCCAACAGCCAUCAGUCAAUCCAAUUGACUGCUUAGAGGAACUGGAACGUUUGACCUCUGAGGUACUGCAGCCUCUUCUCAGCCAGCCAGCCAUAGACAGCAUGUGGGACUUGCUCAGGCCAUGUUCUGCUUUGUGCAACCCUCUGUCCUGUUCCCCGGCACCAGAAUCUGUCGUCAGCAUUGCAUCUCUGAGUUGCACUGGGGGCAAACCUCCUUUGAGCCUGGUUGGCUCCAAGUCACCUUUCCCCUUCCUCACUGCCCUCCUAUUUCUCAUCAAUAACAUCACUCAAAUUCACAAGGGCCUGACCAGCAAGUACAGCUCUGUGCUGGGCUUCAGAGGCUUGAAGGAUUAUCUGCAUCAAAGCUGGCAGACUGGACCUCCCUCUGUAACUCCCUCAUCUGCGUGGAUCCUACGCCAUGAAUAUCACCUGCAGUAYUUUGUGUUAGCGUUGGCUCAGAGAAUGGCAGGCACUUGUYCAGAUUACACCCAGCAUGCCUCACUCCAUCACUGUGUUGCCAUGGCAUUGCUAAGCCGUCUGUUGCCAGGGAGUGAGCAUCUGGCUCACGAGGUCCUGCUGGAUCUUGCCUUUAAUCCAGAGUUUCUUCCUGAAGGGAAAGCUGGAGGGCCAGAAGCAGCUGACUUCUCUGAUAUCCUGCAUCUGGGCACCAGUGCCAAACUGGCACAGCCUGGCUCUGCAGCAGCAUCUCUUUCAAAGGUUACUCGUGGUGYCCUUCUGAAAGAAUCGUACCAGAAUCUUCCUUCCAUUCGUUCCUGCUACCUCUCUCACUUUGCCCACUUGCAGCCCACCCUCAUGCGUUCUCAGGCAUCCUACCAAGGGCGGAAUUACCUCAUCCAGUCGAUGCUGCUUCCUGAGGUCAGAGGGCCCAUCCUCCCUUCAGACUGGCCAUUCUUUCCACUUAUCAGCCUCUACAACAAAGUGACUAAUGCAGAGACACGUGGGGCUGUUCUGAACUCUCUCCCACUUGACCUCAUCAACACUGUGACUUGGAACCUGCAGUGGGUCUUAUUGCUGGAAACCUGGCGUUCUAAAACCCUUCAGAGCAUCCCGACUGCUGCCAAACUUGCACGGCUUAUGUGUGUCUUCCUCACGGGCAAUGACCUCUUUCUAGAAGCACCAGUCCAUCACUACACAGCUGCCCUUCUCUCUGUGUAUUGCCARCCCAAGGCCCUGGACUCUCUGAACUUGGAUGCUCCUCUCCCUGGUUUGGCAUCCUUCCAUGAUCUCUAUAUAAAUCUCCUGGAGCAAUUUGAGGGUGUGUCCUUUGGAGAUCCACUCUUUGGAGUCUUUGUUCUUCUACCUUUGCAGAAGCGUUUCAGUGUUCAUCUGCGUCUYGCUGUUUUUGGGGAGCACACAAAUAUCCUGCGAGCGCUGGGAGUGCCAUUACAGCAGUUUCCUGUGCCUCUUGAGCRCUACACUUCCCCUCCUGAGGAUAAYCUGAACCUCCUGCGACUCUACUUCCGCACGCUGGUCACUGGUGCACUGCGCCAYGCCUGGUGCCCUGUUCUGUACGUGGUGGCUGUGGCUCAUGUGAACAGUUUUAUUUUCUCCCAAGAAAGCACAACGCAGGAGAUAGAUGCUGCUCGGAAAAGCAUGCUSCGGAAGACGUGGCUGUUGGUGGAUGAGAACUUGAAAAAGCACCUGCUGUACUACAGACUGCUGAAUGCAGAGAGUCCUUUGGGAUUUGACAUUUAUGAGCAGCUCCCUCCCAUGCGACUGAAGUACCUGCAGAGAGUGACACAGAACGAAAUUAAGGAGAAUGCACCAGCACUAGACACAUAGCAAAGCACUUGUGCAAGAGGAGGGCCAAGGUGAAGAAUGGAAGGGCUCUGUUUAUACUUCACUGGUGAAACUACUGACAGUUCAGAUAAUUUUAGUGUCUUACCUGGACACUCUUGUCAUCUUUUCCUAGUGAAGCACUACUAGAAUGGUUCCAGCCCUGCAGAAGAACACACAUGUUGUCAAAAUAUGAUAGUAUGUGUGUGGCCUCUCUGUGAUGAAUGUUGAAGCAUUUUCCUCCAUACUCUUUCAAGUUCUACUUCUUCCCAGGGAAAGUGAGAAUGUGUCUGGAAGGCACUGGACUGUUGAAUAAACUGAAGUGGGAAAGCUGUUUUGUUCAGUCAUGCUGGAAACUGGAUUCUCGAGAUAAUGUCUGUCUUCCCCAGAUCCUUCCCUUGCUUUUUUUGUACCUUGAAUUUGAAUGGUCCUUUCCUCACACUGUACCCUGCAAAUAGAAUGACAGGGAGGAAUCUGAUCCUGAGAGCUUUUUCUUUAACAUAUAUGUACAARCAGUUUCUCCAAAAUAGUAUUCUGUGCAUACACUCAGUAACACGGAUGUGCUGGGUCAGACAUGUAAGAAAUACGAAUUCCUAGUGCAGUGGUACAAACACUGAAUAUCCUCCCUUGGCUGUCUUUUGGAUGGUCUCUAAACUGCUUUCUUUUCUCCCUUAAUUUGAUUACAUGUAUAACAAGAUCAAAAAUAAUUUCUUUGCAGGCCAGAAUGCUUGGCAGUAACCACCCCUCAUUAGAGGAAAAAAAAAGUAUUUGCUAGUUUAGUUAGAAUAUGUACUGGUUGCCCUCUGAGGAGAAUGCAAUUUAAAUAUUGAAGUGGAGUUUCCUAGCUCAAACCUAAUUUUAAAAAUGUCUAAUUUGAUCCCAUUUCUACAUCCAAAUUCUGUAUUUCUGCCUCAGACACAAGGGCUGCAGAUACAGAGCCCUGAAAGGCUCAUCACAAGUGCCACAUCAAGUCCAGAAUUUACUCUAGAUAUAUGAUCUCACUGGUUGUUUUCUUUGUAUCAAGUAAGUUUUGCAUGGUCACUCUGGCAGGCUUUUGUUUGGAGAGUUUGACUUUUAUGAGCAAAACUUUUAAAAGAUGUUUCUGAUGUUUUGUUCUUAAGAAUAAAUUCCUCCAGAAGGUGCAGGGUGAUGCUUGGUCCAAAGACCUCAGCCCCUGUCUUUACCUAUCAAACAGGCCAAGCUAACUUCCCUCUGAGGAAACCUCAAUUUCAUCUUUCCCCCCUUAUUUUAGAGAGGAUAUGGGCAGAGCUGGUGUUUCCUUCCAAUCUCUCUUUUUUUUUUUUUUCUUCUCUUUUGAUCUGUGGUUUCUAUCUGCAGCAGGUCAAUGAUGUGUAAAAAACCAAAUGCACAGUGGUCUAACAARGAUAUUUUUUAUUGUUUAUUAUUUUUAAAGUAUUUGUUGUGAUUAAAAGUUUAAUCAAAGUCAUUCAAGUUUUAAUCUGUCUAGAUGGUGAGAGCUUAGCAGUUACCUUUCAAGAGCAAUGGAUGRUAAAAUUUAAGGAGUCCUAUCUGUUCAUUUAAGAGCAGCCUUCAUCAAGGACUUUACCUUUUGCUUUUCCAACCUCCAGUUAUAAAAUCUCUUCCACUCCUUUGUGAGAUGCAAAGUUGAGUUUUGUAAUGUGUACAGGAUGUAAAUAAAUAUUUUUAUAGCUCUG